AAACCCUUAACCCCUUUUAUAAAAUUGCUCAUUUGCAACCUCUGAUAACUAAAAAUGGCUACCACCACCACCACUCUCCAUACCUACAAAGUCCACCACGCUCGAGCCACCACUAACAAACUUCACUUCCUCCUCCACUUCACCGCCGUACUAUCCCUCCUCUACUACCGAAUCUCCCACCUCUUUAACGGCGGCGUACCCUCACUCCCAUGGUGUCUUCUCACCACCGCCGAGCUCAUCUUCACCUUCCUCUGGUUCCUCUCCCAGGCAUUCCGGUGGGGACCUCUCACUCGCACCGCCUAUCCGGAAAAGCUCUCGGGCAACUCAGAAUUGCCCGGGGUGGACGUGUUCAUCUGCACCGCCGAUCCUAAGAAGGAGCCGACAGUGGAGGUGAUGAACACGGUGUUGUCGGCCAUGGCGCUCGACUAUCCGCCGGAGAAGCUGGCAGUGUAUUUGUCAGACGACGGUGGUUCGCCGUUGACGUUGUAUGCGAUGAAGGCGGCGCGUGAGUUUGCGAGGUGUUGGAUUCCGUUUUGUAGGAAGUAUGGGAUUAAGAGCAGAUGUCCUGACGCGUAUUUUUCGGCUUUUGGAGAUGAGGAACGUGUUCUGAGGAGUGAUGAGUUUAGGGCUGAGGAAGAACAUAUCAAGUCAGCAUACGAAUUGUUCAAGAAAAAUGUGGAGAAAGCUAAUGGACGUGAUGGAAUCGACGAUUCUGUUGUAAAUGAUCGACCUCCUUGUGUUGAGGUUAUAAUUGAUAACACAGAGGAUGGAGUGAAAAACAAUUACCAAACUAAGAUGCCUCUUCUUGUCUACGUAGCUCGUGAGAAAAGACCAUCUCACCCUCAUCGUUUCAAAGCUGGAGCCCUCAAUGCACUCCUUCGAGUUUCUGGGAUAAUGAGCAAUGGCCCUUAUGUAUUAGUAUUGGAUUGUGACAUGUACUGCAAUGACCCAACCUCAGCUCGACAAUCAAUGUGCUUCCAUCUUGAUCCCCAAAUGUCUCGCUCUCUUGCCUUUGUGCAAUAUCCUCAAGUUUUCCACAAUGUUAGCAAGAAUGACAUAUACGAUGGCCAAGCAAGAUCAGCUUACAUGACACUGUGGCAAGGCAUGGAUGGGCUACGAGGCCCUGUGUUCACUGGUACAGGAUAUUAUUUAAAGAGAAAGGCAUUAUAUCAGAGUCCUAACCAAGAUGAUGCAAUUCUUCAAGAACCAAAAAAAAGUUUUGGUUUGUCUAGCGAGUUCAUUGCUUCACUAAACACUUGCAAGGUACAAGACACCAAUGCUAAGGGAGGUAUAUCAGAUGCAAUCUUAGAAGAAGCUAGAAAUUUGGCAACUUGUACCUUUGAGAAAGGCACAAAAUGGGGCCAAGAGAUAGGUUACUCUUAUGAUUCUUUGCUGGAGAGUACAUUCACGGGGUAUCUUUUGCACUGCAAAGGGUGGAGGUCAGUCUAUCUAUAUCCAAAAAGGCCGUGUUUCUUGGGUUGUGCUACUGUUGACAUGAAGGACGCAUCGGUUCAACAAAUGAAAUGGAGCUCUGGAUUGCUUCAAAUCGCUCUCUCAAGGUUCAGUCCAAUCACAUAUGGUAUGUCGAGGAUGUCCAUCCUGCAGAGCAUGUGCUAUGGAACCUUCACAUUUUCACCCCUUUACACAAUUGCUUUCUUGUUAUAUGGCACCAUACCUCAGUUGUGCCUUUUGACUGGCAUUCCUCUGUACCCCAAGGUUUCCAACCCAUGGUUUGCAGUGUUUGCAAGUCUAUAUGUAUCCUCCAUUUGUCAGCAUUUAUAUGAAGUCCUCUCUAGUGGCGGCUCGGUUAGGACAUGGUGGAAUGAACACAGAAUUUGGAUGAUUCAAUCGGUCACAGGAAUCUUGUUUGGAUGUCUAGAUGUUAUAUCAAAGUGGUUAGGCAUCACGAAAGCGAAUUUCAGGUUGACAAACAAAGCCAUCGACAAAGAAAAGCUCAAAAAAUAUGAGAAAGGCAAAUUCGACUUCCAAGGGGCCGAGAUGUUCAUGGUGCCCUUGACCAUAUUGGUCCUAUGGAACGUAGUUUGCUUUAUUGGGGGAGUGAAAAUGUUGGUUUUUGAGAGAAAUUUUGAAGAGAUGUUUGUACAAGUUUUCAUGUCCUCUAUGAUUUUGGUUCUUGGGUAUCCUGUGCUUGAAGGGUUGGUACAAAGGAAAGGCAGGUGAAGCUUUGAGGUCUUGGCAUUGUCUGCUUUGGAGUUUUAAAAAUCACCUCUAUGUUUCUCUAUUAUACGAGGAGUUGACUCUAUUUGCCUUGUCUUGUUCACAUUUAAUAUUUUCAUUGAGAAAAAGGCCUGUGAAGCUUCGAGGUCUUGACAUUGUUCGACUCUUUUUGUGUUCUUGUUCAGAAUUAUUAUUUUCAUUGAGAAAUAGACCUGUGAAGUGAAGCUUUGAGA
Molecule: messenger RNA, 2411 nt
Organism: Camellia sinensis
Lineage: Eukaryota; Viridiplantae; Streptophyta; Magnoliopsida; Ericales; Theaceae
Product: quillaic acid 3-O-glycosyltransferase CSL1
Biological process (GO): cellulose biosynthetic process
Cellular component (GO): membrane
Molecular function (GO): cellulose synthase (UDP-forming) activity
Source: RefSeq, a predicted model, not a curated record